CACUGAAGCUGACACUGAGAAGAAAGAAGAUAAUCCUGCAGAAGAUCAUUUUUACCAUUUUCAUCAUCUCAACCAUGAAGGUGCUGAUUGUGUCUCUACUGGUCUGUGCCAUGAUGGCUCUGACCACAGCUGCUGAAGCAGAGCCGGGUCAGAAGAUAGAACCACUCGUUCAGGAAGGGAAAAGUCACAUCGUCAAGAGGUCUUCAUCUUGUCCCAGAGGUUGGACUCGCUACAACGGUCGCUGUUUCCUCUACAUUCCAAAAGCCAUGACGUGGUCUAAUGCUGAGAGAAACUGUCAGUCCCUGGGUGGGAACCUUGCAUCAGUUCAUAACAUACAUGAAUACCAUGAGAUUCAGAGCCUGAUAGUGAAAACCAGUUAUGAGCAUAAAGCAGCAUGGAUUGGAGGCUCCAAUGCCCAACAGAAGAAUAUUUGGCUGUGGAGUGAUAGUUCACGUUUCACCUACGUGAACUGGUGUCGUGGAGAGCCCAACAACUUUUUUGGCAGCCAGAACUGUAUACAAAUGAACUAUGGAGGCAGAAAAUGCUGGGAUGAUGCCAAGUGUACUGUCCGUCGCCCAUUUGUCUGCAGCAAGAAAAUCAGAUGAUUCCUGGGCUGACGCAGAGGCAUCAAGUACCUGUGGAGAGCACUAAUACGUUUUUUGUGUUAUCAAUCUCGUAUACUGUAUAUAACCUAAAGGCUUUAUAUCUCAUUUCAUAUCUUUGUCUUUUCUAUCGCUGUAACGCUACCAAAGGAUUGAAGAGACAAGUGACAUACAGGAGCUGGAUUGUCUCUUAGGCCUAAGAGCAGACUGAACGAGUUAUGAAAAUAAUGCUUUUAGCAAAACUUUAUUCUGUCUGGAGAGUGAACUGGUCUUUCUUGU
Molecule: messenger RNA, 881 nt
Organism: Perca flavescens (yellow perch)
Lineage: Eukaryota; Metazoa; Chordata; Actinopteri; Perciformes; Percidae
Product: galactose-specific lectin nattectin
Exons: 7
Coding region: 75-605 (176 amino acids)
Source: RefSeq, a predicted model, not a curated record